AUGUUCAUGGACAAUUUGAGGGUGAUUGGAGAAGCUAGAACGCUCGGAGGUAACUGGCUGCUUUGGGAGACCAUUGUAGGUCAAAGUGAUGAGCGUGCGCAAAGGUUACAGAUGGCCGAAGCUCCGUAUGCUAGGGCAAAACAGGAGUUUGAUCGCCUCAUGACAAUUGACAAUCUCCGCUUAGCAUUCGCAAAUCGGACAUCAGAACUGGGCAGCGUCAAGCAAGAAUCGGAUAAUCACGACUUGCUUUUGCGCUGGGUUUUGGAACAGGUGCCACUGGUUGAAGCCGAGCAGAACGAGGCCGACAGAGCUAAGGCGAGUCCGACAGAUGUGCCGGGUCGGAAGAGAGCGCUAAACAGUGACGAGAGCACGGGGGAGCCGGGGCCCAAAAGGGCGAGGGAACCGAGCUCACCGAGCGCGUCACCAGCCUUAGGAGAGCUGGACGCAAAUGUUAUUGCCGGCGGCUACCGCACGGCUGCCGGCCAUAAAGUACGCAUCAGUGGCGCCGCUGACGCACCUACCAAAUCCAAGCCCAGCGGGCCCCAAGAGCGCGAGCGGGAGAGUCCCCAAGAACACACCGUCCAAAUCCCCCCCAAACCAGCGAACGAGAGCCCCCCGGAAGGCAAGGCCGAAAACAUGUCAGACCCUCGUCCCACAGCCGAGCCGCCGCAACUACCGCGCAAGGACGAAGGCAAGGGGAAGAAGGGACCGACGCGCAGCAGCCUUUGGCGUGCGGCCCCUAGGGUGGCGCUACCGCAAGAACAGCUCGGAGGCCGCGGCAACGACAGGAAGGGACCCGCCAUGCCAACUCAGCGCAGUUCCAGGUUUGCGGGUAUUGCUCCUGGCGCUGUUGUUGGUGUUGCUGCUGGCCAUGGCGAAGGGGGUGGGGCGGCACGGGGGAAGGGCCGGGGAGGAAGAAGGAUGGGUUGA
Chaetomium globosum CBS 148.51 is the source of this 930-nucleotide messenger RNA. RefSeq lists its product as uncharacterized. The record is from RefSeq and is a predicted model, not a curated record. The transcript has 4 exons. NCBI's taxonomy places the organism in Eukaryota, Fungi, Ascomycota, Sordariomycetes, Sordariales, Chaetomiaceae. Bases 1 to 930 code for a protein of 309 amino acids.